AGAGCUGGUGUUAAUUUAUUUGUAAUUUUUUUAUUUGAGUGAAACCUCCUUUUUGCCUGGACUAAUCAUUUUUUUUCAUCUGAGGAGUUAACAUAUAACUGGGAUUAGGGAAUUAGGGACAAGAAAUGAGAUUGAGAAAGCAAUGGUGUUAUAUUACACUGAUACUGAUACUCCCCUCUCCUCUCAAAACACUUCACAUUUUGCUUUGUGCUUCAACUGGAAAAGAAAGAAGAGGGGGGCUACAGCUGAUUCAGUUAAAUGGCCUUGAGACUAACAGCUGAUUGGUGAGUCAGUUCCAGCUGUGACAACAAACAAAGGACAGCAGCAAGUAGUUGUAGUUUUGAAGUGGGAUCUUCUGUUUGUAUAUAGAAUCAGUGUUUUUGUUAAUUUUUGCCAUUUAUGACACAAGGAAUUAAAAUAUUAAAGGUGCGGCCAUGGCUCCAAAUUACAGACUAAUUCAAUAUCUGUUUAUUAUUGUGCUUUGUCUACAAAAGAACCAAAUAGUUGGAUCAUCACACGAUGUCAACAAUAAAAGCAAAUCACACAUUAGAUACUUUAUCGACCAAUAUUUUAUCAACAAUUCCAGAGCAAAAAUGAUUACCAAUAUUGAAGUUGAAGCUGAUGAUUUUAUCAAACAGAUUAGAGAGAUUACAAACACAAUACCAGAAACUAACAAUAUCUAUGACCUCACUCAAGCUGCUAGUGUGGGAAUCACUUACAACAAGUUUCAACAGUUUUGGAAUGAUGAAUUAUCUCAGGCUUAUACAUUGAAACAAACUCUCAAGAAUGUGGAAAAACUAUUAGAUAAAGGAAGACAGAAAAGGUUAAAGAAACUUGCAAAUCAAGCUUUUACAUUUGGCAAUCCGUUUCAAGGGUGUUCAAAGGAUCCCUACCCAUCUUCGGGAUCUAAGACUAUAAAGACAUUUAAAGUCAACUUGGAUGCAGAGCCAGAAGAAAGAUGGAAGGAAGUGGUACAACAGAACAGUGCGCAGAUCAAGAAGCUAGCAGAUUUCUUCGAGCAGAAGCUGGGUCCGAAUGUGAUGAGUGUAAUUGACACCUCCUUGAUCUGGUUGCACAGAAGUCUCCCGUCAGAGUACUACCGGGAACUGAACGGUCUAUCUCUAGCCUCGGGCAUCAGUGUGGCUCGGGUCACUCUCUACAACGUCUUCUAUGAGUUCUUCACAUUCUGCACCUCCAUUGUGAUGGAGGCUGAGAACGGGAACAUGUAUCACGGAAGAAAUUUGGACUUUGGACUAUUCAUGGGGUGGGAUGCAAAUAAUCACACGUGGUUCAUAACUGAAAUCCUCCGCCCCUUGAUCAUCAAGAUAGACUUUGUCAAGAAUGGCAAGCCACUUUACUCUGCUGUGACUUAUGCUGGAUAUACUGGCAUCUUAACUGGGGUGAAAAAGAACAGUUUCAGUCUGUCUAUUGAUGAGAGGUUUAUGUUGGACGGAGGCUACGUAGGCUUGGCUGAGUGGAUCCUGGGAAUCCGGGACUCGUCAUGGCUCGGUCUGCUCACUAGGCGAGUCAUGGAAUCUGCCUCAACAUACAAGGAGGCUCAACAGAUGCUGACUCACACACCUCUUGUGGCUCCUGUAUACUUCAUACUGGCUGGAACCUCUCAACAGGGCAGCAUAAUAACCAGAGGAAGGCGAGAUGCAGACGUUUGGCCGUUGGGUAGCAGACACAAACAGCAGAAUGGUUCCUGGUUCCUCGUCCAGACCAACUACGACCACUGGAAAGGAACUCCUUUCUUUGACCAUCGACGACAACAUGCUGUACAAUGUAUGGAUGAGAUCGGCCAGCAGAAACCACUGGAAACAUUGUACAGGGUUCUUUCAACCAGACCCAUCCUGAACAAGGAAACUACUCUGACAGCUGUUAUGGACGUAAAAGAAGGCUUACUCGAGGUUUGGGAGAGAGACUGCAAAGAUCCCUGCUGGCCCUUUUAGAUCCUGUGCAUCAUGUUCACAACAACACCAUUGAUUCAAACGUUUUGAUGCAAUGUGCCCAUUCCAGUGCACUAAAGUGCCAUUUGGUCCGUGUAGUUCUAAUGCAAAACAGUGCUGAGGAGGCCACUGCUCCUCUAGAUGCUUAUAAUUUGGCCCAUUGUUCCUGUACGCCACCACACGAUUGAUUCCAUAAUAUUCAGGUGCACCACAGUGUCAUUGAAUCCUUAGUUUUUACACAACUCAAAACUCAACACCAUUAUUCCAUAGUUCCAGAGUGCAGCACAGACAAGGUUUUUCAAGGUCACGAAGAGUGUAAAAAUUAAGCUGUGAUAAAACUUACUGAUGUUUAAAAUUGAAUAUUUUAUCAGUACCAACUAAAGUAACUAGUCUUAACACAAGCUCAAGUUUUGCGUCCAGAAAAUGUGCGGUUAAAUAGUUAAAAGACUCUUUUGUUCCUUGUGGUGUGCUUACACAUUUUGUCACCAGUAGUGUAGUCGUAAAAUGUCCUGUGUGGGACAGACUAAUGUUAGCUCACUAUCGUCUAAGAACUGACUAACAUAUAGGAUUGACAUAUAUGACUAUCGGAAAAAUUAGAGUUCUGAUCAAAAACGCCCUUCCCACACGGUCCCGCUUCUCUACACCAGAGUUUAUCACACACUACUAAACUAUUGAAACUACUUAAUUUGCAAAACUAAUACAUUGUUUCCUAAGUGUAUAUUAUAGGUGUGUAAAUACGAGGCAUGUUUUUUAAGUAAGUACCGUUUUAGAAUAAAACAAAAACCAGUAUACUUAUUGUAAUAUUUUUAUUUUUAUUUUAAAGCCAGUAUCCUAAUCUACUUUUCGACAUAGUUUACAUCAAUAUUAAGGCAUUUAUCAUAUUGUUCCAUGAGCUUUUUCAUUCUUUUCUCAAAUAAUUCUGCCGCCUGACUGGAUAAGCACUGUGUCACACCGUUUUGACCUCCUCAUCGUUGUCUCAGGGCUGACCACCAAGAUGUUGCUUUAAGGAAAAGGUGGUAGGCGGUGGACGCUAGAUCUGGGCUAUAUGGAGGGUGGUCAAGUUGUUCCCAGCUAAAUGAUUCGAUUAGUCCUUGCACUCAAUUAGUCACAUGUGGACGGGCAUUGUCGUGCAGCAAAAUGACCCCAUUGGACAACAUUCCACGCCGCUUGUUUUGGAUUACCCGGCACAAUUUUUCCAAGGUCUUACAGUAUGAUAUUGAGUUAAUUGUGUCACCACGAGGCAAAAAAUUUACCAGUUAACACCCCCUUUCUGUUCCAAAAGACAGUACACAUCAAUUUUUGGGCUGAACUCAUUUGCUUGAACUUCAGUUUCUUUGGCGAAUGUGUAUGCUGCCAUUCCAUGGAUUGUUUUUCUUAUACUCUGGCGUAACAUAAAGACAUCCAUGUUUCAUCUCCUGUAACCAUUUAUCUUAACAAAUCAUCUCCUUUCUCCUAGUAGUGCUCAAGAAAAGUCAAUGCACUGCCUAGACACUUGGUUUUGUGCACCUCAGUUAAUAUUUUCAGCAACCAGCGUAAGCACAAUUUUUGGUACUUUAAUUUGUUGGUCCCAAAAAUAUCAUAAAGGUUUCUCGAAACUAAAAGAAACUCAUCAGAUAAUGACGUGAUCGUAAACCAUAUGUUGUCUCUAUUUUUUUCAUCGACUUUACGCACCAAUUCAUCAGCAACGAUAGAUGGCCAAAGGCCCAGUGCGUUGCUCAUCAUGAACGUUGGUGCUGCCGUCUUUAAAUGCCCUUACCCACUUGCUAUCACUCGUACCAUUCCAUCACUCACAUCACUCAUAAUAUUCUUGCCAUACACUUCACUACUCUGUCGAUGAAUUUCAAUGGCGUUCACCUUUAGCAGUUAAAAUCUAAUUACAGCGUGCAUUUCACAGUCGGCACCAGUCUUAAUAAGCGGCACCAUUUUGAAUGCUCGAAAACGGGUGUAAACACUGCCGAUUGUUGCCGAAUUUCUGGUGCAGGCUUGACAAUUGAUGCACAUACACAGCACAAAUGUCCAAAAUGCCAAUCACAGUGCUGGAAUGGAGAAAUUUAAAAACGGUACCGGUACUUACUUAAAAAAACAUGCCUAGUGUAUCUUAGAAGUUAGGAAUUUUUUUUAGUUUUCUACUUACAACUUAACUAGCUUUAGUUCCUUAGUGUAGUAUAUUUCAGAGUUCUAAAUUUAAAUGUGUUGGAUGAUUGAUUAUCUAUAAUUAAGGAUCGAAUAUAAAUAUAUUAAAACCAUAAGUGAUACAAUCUUCUUUAUUAUUUAGUUAAUCAAUGUUUUCAUUAAUUAAAAUAU
Molecule: messenger RNA, 4253 nt
Organism: Macrosteles quadrilineatus (aster leafhopper)
Lineage: Eukaryota; Metazoa; Arthropoda; Insecta; Hemiptera; Cicadellidae
Product: acid ceramidase-like
Exons: 9
Coding region: 435-1952 (505 amino acids)
Molecular function (GO): N-acylsphingosine amidohydrolase activity
Source: RefSeq, a predicted model, not a curated record